This is a messenger RNA of Hydractinia symbiolongicarpus, 3542 nucleotides long. RefSeq names its product protein SCAI-like. The transcript has 17 exons. Gene Ontology annotation, molecular function: transcription corepressor activity. Lineage: Eukaryota; Metazoa; Cnidaria; Hydrozoa; Anthoathecata; Hydractiniidae. The coding region runs from base 1895 to 3529 and encodes 544 amino acids. Gene Ontology annotation, biological process: DNA-templated transcription. Gene Ontology annotation, cellular component: nucleus. The record is from RefSeq and is a predicted model, not a curated record.
AUAAUAAUAAUAAUAAUAAUAAUAAUAAUAAUAAUAAUAAUAAUAAUAAUAAUAAUAAUAAUAGUAAUAAUAAUUAAAAAAAUGACAAGAUUAUCAAUAUUUCGUGCAGUUAUGGCCCAGCUACUUGAAAUUUAAUAUUUUAGGCAGUAAGAAAUAAUUAAAACAACCCCCCUCCCCCUCCCCCAACUCAAGAAACUACUAAUAGGAAAGAACCAAUACUAAUUUAUUACAUACAAUCAGUCAAAAAAUAUUUAGCUUUAUUAGAUUAAUAACUUUCAAAAUGUUGGAUGAAAUUUGAAAUACUUCCUGGCUGUUAUGCGAUAAUAGCUAUAAAUGCUUGAUAUAUUUUAUUCAUUCAUUCAAUGCUAUGAUUUCCAUCAAGUUCAAAGUCAGACUGCUUUUCUUCUGCAAUCACAGGUGAUAUAAAUAUUCUGUAAUGUUUCUUCUUAGCAACUUUUCUCAAUCUUCAUUACGUAAUCAUAUAUCCCAAACUUAGGAACCAUUUACUUCUGCAAUUUGGUACAAUAUGAAUCAUCAGGCAUGUUGAAUUGGAAAGACCUCCAAAAUUGCAGUGCACUUAAGUUGGUCAAGCAUAUUAAACAGACCGGCUACUGCAAAGAAAUAACAAUAGAAGGGUAAAUUAUUCCCAUGCACCCAUAUCGUAACAUCAUUUUUCUGCUUUUGUAAAUUUCAAUGACUUUGGCAAAUUCUUUUGAAUUAACUAAAAACUUUGGUGGCUGCCUUGUUAAUUGAUUUUAUGGCAUAAAACGAAAGAAUUGAGAACAAAAAAAAAAGAGAAAAGCAGUAUAUAUGUUAGUUGGUUAAAACCAUAGUACUUUAGCCAAGCACAUCGAAGGAGAGUCAAGUCUCAGCAAACAUUCCUGAGUGGAGAUUAAAUUAAUAACCCAGGCACAGGACACGCCAACUUUCUAAAUCCUAAUGCGUGACAAUUUUUAUUGUAACUAUCUCCCGGAAAACUGGAACAAAAGAAUCUGGGACAAAAGAAUCUUAUUAAGCGGAUUUAAUAAGAUUAUGCGUUGCCUUUGGAGCAAUUGUUUUAGAUACACAUAAUUUUAGCCUUGGUAAAUCCUACUUAAAGCAAGCGUUGAACUAAUCCAAGUCUAAACCCAUCCCUAGAUGAUGAACAAAAGGUGCAGGCAUUAUGUAUUUUAUCUUUAGUUGUAUUUAAAUUGAGAAACUUGUUCAGAAACUUUCACUAGAAAAAUGACUCCAGAUUUAAAAAAAAAAUUACUGUUUGACCGUUUCCUUGGUUUUUUAAAAAAUAAAAUCGCGUAGCUAACUGGUAGCUGUAGUUUAAUUUAUUUCUUCUUCAUAUUAAGAUUAAAAAAGAAAGAUUUAUUUGCAGCAACAGUCUUUUUUUUGACAAGGUUGGAAGUAUUUUAUACUUCUUGUAGGCUAAAACUGCUGGAAAAUACUUUCUUUUUUUUGAACAUUAAUAUUUUUAUUAAACUAACCUUACACAACUGAGGCUUUUACAUCCAAUAAAUAAUAAGUGAUGACUGGUCUUUUUAAAACAAAAAGAUGAUAGCUAGCUUAUAGUAGCUAACGUUGUUCCCUCACAGUUGAUCUGAUUUCUUUCGUGAUUAUCCAGUUCGUAGCGUAGCAACUUAAGUUAUAAGCAGUAUCAAUUUCAAUAAUGAGACACACUAAAUAAUUUACGAUGCCUGAUGUUUGGCAUGCUGAUAGCAAGAAUUAAGAAAUAACAGGUGCAAAUAUUUGAAAAGGACAGUGGAAAAACGAAAACGAAAGAGAAACAAAUGAAAUGUCCUACUUGCUUCGAAGCCUUUAUUUUACGGAGACCGGAAAUUUAGACAUUUGAGCCGCCAGAUGUGAAAGUACUUCGGCUGCCGUGACAACGUUUUGUUUAUAGAAAAUGGCGGAAGAUGACAACGUGGGUAAAGAAUUUCAAUGUUUAUUAAACAGGUCACAGGAGUUGUUUGAUGGACUUAGGGAUAUGCCAAGAUUUGGUAUCAAACAUUGGCAGAUAUAUUUCUUGAAAACAUUUGAAGUAUUUACAAAAUUAUGGAAAUUUCAACAAGACAACAGAGCAACUCUUGAAAAAACUGUAAGCUUACAGAGACAUCAAAUUGGUGAUAUAGCAUCAAAGAUUGGACAGUUAUAUUAUCAUUAUUAUUUGCACACAAGUGAUCCCAAGUAUCUUCUGGAGGCAAAGGAAUUUUAUUCUGCUAUCCACAAAAGAUCGUAUUUCAAACAACACACACGAAACAUUGAUUUGGUAGUGAAGUAUUUGCGAUAUCUUGCUCGAUAUUAUGUUGUUGCAUUAUUAUUGAAGGAUUAUGACUUGUUGGGUGAAAUUACAAAGCGAUUGGAAGCCCAAGUAAACAGUUUAUCAAGUGAGGACUCUAGCACCAAAACUGAUUGGAGUAUCGUAUCAAAAGAGGCUAAAUUGUUUUCACAGGUAGAUUACAUUGUCUUAGUGUCUGACAAAGAUGGUGGCAGUGUUGAUAUAAAUCAAAGGCUUGAGCAAGAAAAGUGCAUAAAGUCAAGUCAGCGUUCCAUGAAGUUGAAAAAUGCUAUUAUUAUUGGUGCAUGCGAAAAACAGGUAAAGUUUAGUGAACUCACUGUUGAUAUGUAUCGAGCAUUACAGUUAAUCGAAUAUCAACCAAAUUUUAAAAUUGCAUCAAAGUCUCAUGAAAGAGAAGAGAUUAGCCAAUGUCAAAAUCCCUCCAAGCAUCUGUUAUACAAACCUUCAUUCAGCCAAAUAUACGCAUUUUUAUCUGCUGUUUUCAAAGACCUUGCUGCUGAAUCCAUAUUACUCAUUUAUAUAUCAGGUGACAGUGAUAAUAUUGAACAUGUUGGUGAUGAUAAAUUAAUGUAUUCAAGUGGUAUUGUAACAACUCCAUCCAGUGACAUGGGAUCAAUGUUGAAAAAAUUACCCAAAAAUAUGUCUAAUCCCUGUUGUUUUUAUCCUGAAGAUAUUAUUCCGUUCACACGCAAGCCAUUAUUUUUGAUAGUUGAUGCUGUCAAUAGUGUGGCAUACCAAUCUAUUCCUAAUGUGUUUAACCAACCUCUGCUUUGUUUGAUGUCUCCAUGUAAACUGCCUGACACCUUGCAAAGUAAAAAACAUGGUAGUUUGUUUACGUUGUUUCUGCUGGAUUCGCUACUCGCUAUUUGUAAACUUUGCAAUAUCACAAAACUUACUGAAGAAGUAUGGAUAAAAGCAAAGAAGUUGGUGGAGAGAAUUGCUUUGCAAAGUGUUGAAAUUUUGCUACAAGAAACGAAUGACCAAGUUGAUGCGUUUGACAAGUAUAUGGGAGAUGACUUUUUAAGAAAUAUAAUUUCAAAUUAUUUACUGUGUUGGAUGGUGUUGAGAUUAUAUAAAAAAUCUGAGGGUCCUUCAUGUCUGCCAUCAUGUACACCUACAAUACCAUGGAAUGUAUUGGAGCAUAAAGUGCUGUAUCGACAAAUACUUGAUGUUUUCGCACAACUUGGUGUACGUCAUUUGUUUUAUGAAGUGCCAGAAUUGCCACCAAUGCGUUUGACUUGAUUUUUUUUACCAU